This is a messenger RNA of Perognathus longimembris pacificus (Pacific pocket mouse), 396 nucleotides long. RefSeq names its product oocyte zinc finger protein XlCOF6.1-like. Gene Ontology annotation, cellular component: nucleus. NCBI's taxonomy places the organism in Eukaryota, Metazoa, Chordata, Mammalia, Rodentia, Heteromyidae. The transcript is spliced from 2 exons. Gene Ontology annotation, biological process: regulation of transcription by RNA polymerase II. The coding region runs from base 1 to 396 and encodes 131 amino acids. The record is from RefSeq and is a predicted model, not a curated record. Gene Ontology annotation, molecular function: RNA polymerase II cis-regulatory region sequence-specific DNA binding; DNA-binding transcription factor activity, RNA polymerase II-specific.
AUGUCCUGCUUCUGUCAAGGAGUAUGUGAAAUCUACACCAACACCAAGAGAUCACCAGCACAGGACAGUGACCAGAAGCCCUUCCCCUGCGGACAGUGCAGCAAGAGCCUCAUCCAGCGGGACUUGCUGACCCAGCACCUGCGCCUACACAGUGGGGAGAGGCACGUCCAGUGUUCCGUCUGUAGCAAGAGCUUCCAGGCCAGGGCCGACAUGAAGAUGUACCAGCUGCUGCACAGAGCAGAGAUGCCAUUCGCCUGCAAGUGCGGCAAGGGCUUUGCCCAGCGCUUCAAGCUGGUGGUACACAUCAGGACUCACAUCAGCAAGAGCAGCCUUUCCAGUGUAAUAAGUGCAAGAAACCUUUCUAGUGUCCCAAGUGCAACAAGGCUUUCCACUUGA